Molecule: messenger RNA, 3000 nt
Organism: Anastrepha obliqua
Lineage: Eukaryota; Metazoa; Arthropoda; Insecta; Diptera; Tephritidae
Gene: Rpn1
Product: 26S proteasome non-ATPase regulatory subunit 2
Exons: 3
Coding region: 155-2908 (917 amino acids)
Biological process (GO): proteasome-mediated ubiquitin-dependent protein catabolic process; regulation of protein catabolic process
Cellular component (GO): proteasome regulatory particle, base subcomplex; proteasome complex; nucleus
Molecular function (GO): enzyme regulator activity
Source: RefSeq, a predicted model, not a curated record
CAUAGAAUCGCUGAUUUGACAUAAGAAAAACGCACUGUAAUUCUUGCUAAGCAUUGCAGAAAAUUAAAUUUUAGUCUCCGCCGAUUCAGUAAAAUAAUUGCAAACAGAAAGUAUUUUCGUGUAAUUAAUUAAGGCCAUUGAAUAUCGUAUAAAAAUGGUUGUUACUAAAAAAGAUGAAAAGUCUCCAGCUGAAGUGAAGAAAGAUAAUGUGAAAGAUUCAGCGGAAAAGGAGGCAAAUAAAGAUGCAAAAGAAGAAGGUAAGGACCAGGAGCUUUCUGAUGAAGAUCAACAGUUGCAAGACGAACUAGAGAUGUUGGUUAAUCGCCUUCAAGAGCCCGAUAAGUCCCUCUAUUUACCAGCACUGGAAAUGUUGGCUAAGUUGAUUAGAGCCUCCACUACGUCGAUGACUUCUGUACCAAAGCCUUUGAAGUUUAUGCGACCUCAUUAUGACACUAUGAAGACAUUAUACAAGCAGAUGCCGGACCAACAAACACGGCAAUUGUGUGCUGACAUUAUUUCAGUGCUCUCCAUGACAAUGGGCAGUGGCAAAGAUUGUUUGGCGUACCGUUUUCUUUGCGAUCGUUCUCAGAAAAUUGGUGAUUGGGGCCACGAAUAUGUACGCCAUUUGUCAGGUGAAAUCGCCUCGCAUUACUUAGAUACGUCUGAUGAAUUCAAAGCUCAGCUGAUCGAAUUGGUCAAACAGAUUAUUCCCUACAAUAUGGAACACAACGCUGAAGCAGACGCUUGUGAUUUGUUGAUUGAGAUUGAUCAUUUGCAUCUGUUGCAAGAAUACGUAGACGAAUCGGCUUAUCCACGCGUAUGUUUAUAUUUACAAUCUUGCUACCCGUAUGUUCCCGACCCGGAGAAUACUAUAAUUUUGGAGACGGCUCUGCAAUUAGCACGCAAGUUUAAUCAGCAUACGCAAGCUUUGCGUUUAGCUUUGAUGCUGAAUAAUAUGGAAAAAAUAACAGAAAUAUUUAAAGAACCUAAAGAUGCCGCCGUACAGAAACAGCUUGCUUUCAUGUUAGCUCGCCAGCAAGUAUGUUUGGAGCUGGAUGAAUCUGUGCCAGAUUAUGAUGACCUAAUGGAGAUCAUGUCUAAUGCAAAUUUAAAUAAACAUUUUUUAAAUUUGGCACGUGAACUUGAUAUCAUGGAGGCAAAAACACCGGAGGACAUAUACAAGUCUCACUUAGAUAAUGCGCGGACCCGCUUUGCAUCGAUACAGGUUGAUUCGGCGAAACAAAAUUUAGCUGCCAGCUUUGUGAAUGGUUUUGUAAACGCGGGCUUUGGAGUUGACAAAUUACUUUCUGAAGACGGCAAUAAGUGGUUGUACAAAAAUAAAGAGCACGGCAUGCUAUCUGCAACUGCUUCCCUGGGUCUCAUUCUGUUAUGGGACGUGGAUGGUGGCUUAACCAUGAUUGAUAAAUAUCUGUACUCUACCGACGAUUACAUCAAGUCAGGUGCCUUACUCGCCUGUGGCAUUGUAAAUUGUGGUAUACGCAAUGAGGUUGAUCCUGCACAUGCACUGCUCUCCGAUUAUAUUGAUAAUCAGAAUACAUCGAUGCGUAUCGGUGCUAUUCUUGGCCUAGGCAUUGCUUAUGCUGGCUCUAAUCGUGCAAUUGUCAUAGAUACACUUAAAAACGUGUUUGCGACUAAUGGAAAAAACGCUGCGAAUGUAGAAAUAAUGGGUAUAACCGCCUUAUCGUUGGGCUUAAUAUCUGUUGGUUCCUGCAACGCUGAAAUUACCGAAAUUUUGUUGCAAACCAUAAUGAGUCUCUCCAAGUCCGAUUUGAAGGACACAUAUACCCGUUUCUUAUGGUUGGGCUUAGGUCUAUUGUACUUAGGACGGCAGAAAUCCACAGAAGCUGUUAUGGUGACUUUAGAAGUACUGGAUGAACCAUACCGUUCGAUGGCUACAACUAUGGUAGAUAUUUGCGCAUACGCUGGAACAGGAAACGUAUUGAAAAUACAACAUUUGCUACAUAUUUGCUCUGAUCACUAUGAAUCGUCAAACGGCGAUGGCGCUGACGAGAAAGGAAAGAAGGAUAAAAAUAAAGAAAAGGAUAAGGCUGACAAAGAGAAAGAAAAAGAAAAGGAAAAAGAAAAGGAGAAAGACCUUUCUGCAACUCAAGCGAUCGCUGUGUUGGGUAUUGCUUUAAUUUCUAUGGGUGAGGACAUUGGAGCUGAAAUGGCUUUCCGCUCCUUCGGAAAUUUGCUCCGAUACUGCGAGCCUUGCAUUCGUCGUGCUGUGCCACUCGCUUUGGGCUUAAUCUCGGCUUCUAAUCCUAAACUAAAUAUUUUAGAUACUUUAAGCAAAUUUUCACAUGAUAGCGACUCCGAAGUAGCACAUAAUGCUAUUUUUGCUAUGGGUCUUAUAGGAGCAGGUACUAACAACGCACGUCUUGCAUCCAUGUUGCGUCAGUUGGCACAAUAUCACUCAAAAGAUCCGAGCAAUUUGUUCAUGGUCCGCAUUGCACAAAGUUUAACACAUUUGGGAAAAGGCACAUUGACACUCAGUCCCUACCAUAGCGAUCGGCAGCUGAUGAAUCCCAUGGCUGUGGCUGGUCUAAUGGCGACCCUUGUUUCUUUGUUGGAUGUUAAGACUCUAAUAUUGGGACGUUCACAUUACUUGCUGUACACAUUGGUGCCUGCAAUGCAGGCACGCAUGCUAAUCACUUUCGAUGAGGAACUAAAUCAACUGCAAGUACCUGUGCGUGUCGGUAUAGCUAUUGAUGUGGUUGGUCAAGCUGGUAAACCGAAAACUAUCACCGGUUUCCAAACCCAUACAACACCUGUAUUGCUUGCGAUGGGUGAACGCGCAGAACUAGCCACGGACGAGUAUAUCUCACUCACUCCUGUUAUGGAAGGUUUUGUAAUAUUGAAGAAAAAUCCAAAUUUUGUCAAGUAAUAGUUAUAACGCAAUCAGACGAACUUACACUAUUUUCGAUAGUAAUACAUUUCUUAUAAUUAAAAUAAAAUACUAAAAAACCUCUACAAAUA